AUGUCCCCCACGUCCCCGCCGUGUCCCCAAUGUCCCCCCUGUCCCCCAGGCAGGUGCCGCUUCGCCCUGGGCAUGGAGGACGGUUCCAUCCCCGACAGCCGCCUCUCAGCCUCCAGCGCCUGGUCUGACUCCACCGCCGCCCGCCACGGCCGGCUGGGUCGCAGCGAUGGGGAUGGCGCCUGGUGUCCUGCGGGUCCCGUCUUCCCGGAGGAGGAGGAGUUCCUGGAGGUGGACCUGGGCCGGCUGCACGUGGUGACACUGGUGGGGACACAGGGACGUCACGCCGGUGGCCACGGCAGGGAGUUUGCCCGUGCCUACCGGCUGCGCUACAGCCGUGACCGGCACCGCUGGCUGCGCUGGCGCGACCGAUGGGGCACUGAGGUGAUCGGGGGUAACGAGGACCCCGAGGGGGUGGUGCUGAAGGACCUGGCACCGCCCCCCGUGGCGCGGGCGCUGCGCGUCUACCCCCGGGCCCCCCGCGCCAUGAGCGUCUGCCUGCGCCUGGAGCUCUACGGCUGCCCCUGGGACGCCGGGCUCCUGUCCUACACAGCGCCGCGGGGACAGGUGAUGGCCCUCGACCCCGCGCCCGUUGUCCUCAACGACUCCACCUACGAUGGAUACAGCAUUGGCCCGCUGCAGUUUGGGGGGCUGGGCCAGCUGGCGGAUGGGGUGCUGGGCCUGGAUGACUUCAUGAGGAGCCGCGAGCGGCGUCUUUGGCCGGGCUACGACUACGUGGGAUGGCGCCGGCCCCCCGGUCCCCAACCCCACGUGGAGCUGGAGUUCGAGUUUGAGAGUCUCCGGACCUUCCGCGCCAUGCAGGUUCAUUGCAACAACAUGCACACGCGGGGGGUGAGCAUCUUCGGGGAGGUGGAGUGCCGCUUCAAGAGGAACCUGGCCACAGCCUGGGAGCCCACCCCGGCCACCCACAGCCUGGCUGGGGCCGUCAAGGACCCCAGCGCCCGCUCGGUCACCGUGCCUCUGGGUGGGCGCCAGGCCCGCUUCAUCCAGUGUCACUUCUUCUUUGCCGGGGAGUGGAUGCUCUUCAGUGAGAUCACCUUCCUCUCAGGUGGGUCCUACCAUGCCAGGUGGCCUCCAGACCCACCUGGGCCUUGGCAGCCUCCCCCAGCAGAUUGGCUCUUGGCCCCUGGGGAGCCCAAGCCGGGGCAACCAGUUGCCAAAGCUGACCACAGCCACACGUCCAUUCUGAUUGGCUGCCUGGUGGCCAUCAUCUUGCUCCUAUUGGCUGUCAUCUUCCUCAUCCUCUGGCGGCAGUACUGGAAGAAGAUACUGGGGAAGGCCCAGCGCCGGCCGUCAGAGGACGAGCUGCGGGUGCAGCUCUCGGUGCCGGGUGACACCAUUGUCAUCAACAACGCGACGGGGGCGGCGCGGGGACCCCCCCGCUACGAGCGCAUCCCCCCCAGCCAGGGCGAGUACCAGGAGCCGACGCGGCCGUGGCCAUCGCUGCCCCCGGCCCCCCCUGGGCCUGUCCCCGCCCCCACACAGGGGACCUUCACGCCGGCCAGUGACGCCUGGGCCUUUGGGGUGACGCUGUGGGAGGUGCUGACGCGGUGCCGCGAGCAGCCCUACGGGCGCCUGAGCGACGAGCAGGUCAUCGCCAACGCCGGGCACCACUUCCGUGCCCAGGGCCACCAGGAGUACCUGCCGUGCCCCCCGGGCUGCCCGGCGGCGCUGCACGGGGUGAUGCUGCGCUGCUGGUCCCGCGACGCCGCCGACCGCCCGUCCUUCGGCCUCCUGCACCGGCUGCUGCGCGACCACACUGUCCUGGCCUGA
Nipponia nippon (crested ibis) is the source of this 1791-nucleotide messenger RNA. The record is from RefSeq and is a predicted model, not a curated record. NCBI's taxonomy places the organism in Eukaryota, Metazoa, Chordata, Aves, Pelecaniformes, Threskiornithidae.